Suricata suricatta (meerkat) is the source of this 3038-nucleotide messenger RNA. It is a transcript of the gene TXNDC11, whose product is annotated as thioredoxin domain containing 11. The record is from RefSeq and is a predicted model, not a curated record. Lineage: Eukaryota; Metazoa; Chordata; Mammalia; Carnivora; Herpestidae. The transcript has 13 exons. The coding region runs from base 95 to 2572 and encodes 825 amino acids.
UGCCACAUGACCCUGUCCAGUCUUCCAUGCAGCAGUGAUCUUUCGGUGUGUUGUUUCCGUGGCCUGUCUGCUUCCUGGAGGCAGGAAGCCCCCCAUGACCGUUCUCACGCCUGCUGCUGUGGCCUCGGUACCUGCGGUGCACUGUCGGAAGCAUCCUAACAAGCCCUCGAAGAACAUUCUUUGGAUUAUUGCUCGAGCAAAGGAUGUGAUAAUACCAGCAAAGCCACCUGUCAGCUUUUUCUCCUCGAGGUCUCCGGUUCUUGACCUCUUCCAGGGGCAGCUGGACUACGCAGAGCAUGUCCGCCGGGAGUCCGAGGUGGCGCUGCUCUUCUUCUACGCGCCAUGGUGCGGCCAGUCCAUCGCCGCCAGGUCCGAGAUCGAGCGGGCGGCGAGCCGCCUUUCAGACCAGGUGUUGUUUGUGGCCAUUAACUGCUGGUGGAACCAGGGGAAAUGCAGAAAACAGAAGCACUUCUUUUAUUUCCCCGUAAUCUAUCUGUACCAUCGCAGUUUUGGACCAAUCGAAUACAAAGGCCCCCUGAGUGCUGUUUACAUUGAGAAGUUUGUCCGCCGGGUGAUGAGACCACUUCUCUACAUUCCAUCUCAGUCAGAGUUACUAGAUUUCCUCUCAGACUACGAGCCUGGAGUCCUCGGGUACUUCGAGUUCAGCGGCUCCCCCCAGCCUCCAGGCUACUUGACCUUCUUCACGUCGGCGUUACUUUCAUUAAAGAAAGAUUACCUAGGAACAGUACGAUUUGGGGUUAUCACAAAUAAACAUCUUGCGAAACUGGUAUCCUUAGUACACUCUGGAAGUGUGUAUUUACAUAGACAUUUCAACACAUCACUUGUCUUUCCCGGGGAGGCCACCAACUCCACGGCCGAGAACAUUCACAAGUGGGCCCUGGAGAACGGCGAGGCGCUUCUGCGCUGGCUGCGGCCGCACGGCGGCAAGAGCCUCCUGCUCAACAACGAGCUCAAGAAAGGACCGGCGCUGCUCGUGUUUCUGCCUUUCGACCCCUUAGGCGACAGCCACCCUUUAAUAGAGGAGAUCACCGAAGUGGCCUUGGAGUACCACAACUGUCACGGGGACCAGGUGGUGGAGCGGCUCCUUCAGCACCUGCGGCGGGUGGACGCCCCGCUGGUCACGUCUCUGGCCCCCGAGCCCCCAGCCCGGCUGCCGGACCCGCCGCCCAUUGCGGCAUCCCCCUGCUGCAACACCGUGGUGCUGCCCCAGUGGCGCGCCGUCUCCAGGACCCACAGCGUCUGCGAGCUGUGCGUCAACCAGACCGCGGGGGGCGUCCGGCCGGGCUCGGUCGGCGAGCCGCAGUGCAGCUUUUUCGCGAUGGCGGCGGCCCUGGACUCUUUCUACCUCAAGGAGCAGACCUUCUACCACGUGGCGUCCGCCAGCAUCGAGUGCAGCAACUUCCUCAGCUCCUACAGCCCUUUCAGCUACUACACUGCAUGUUGCAGGACCAUAAGCAGGGCCGUGAUGGGCUUCGUCGACUCUGGCCAGGGUGUCUUUGAAACCCCGACUGUCGCGUUCUCUCCCCUCGAGAGGAGAUGCGAGGCUGACGGCCCUGGCUCCGUUCCUCACAUUGAGGAGAACAGGCCUCUCUUCCCCCAGGUGGACGCGGGCAGCACGCGCUUCACUGGCCUGAGCUGCAGGACCAACAAGACCCUGAACGUCUACCUUUUGGAUUCACACUUGUUUUGGUUGUAUGCAGAGAGGCUGGGGGCUCCGAGCGCCCCCCGCGUGAAGGAAUUUGCCACGAUUGUGGAUGUGAAGGAAGAGUCUCACUAUAUCUUGGAUCCACAACAAGCUCUUACGAAGUUCACCCUAGAGUCUUUUAUUCAAAACUUCAGCGUUCUUUACAGUCCCUUGAAAAGGCAUCUUAUUGGAAGUGAUUCUGCCCAGUUCCCUUCUCAGCAUUUAAUCACUGAAGUGACAACUGAUACCUUUUGGGAAGUGGUCCUUCAAAAACAGGACGUGCUGCUGCUAUACUACGCACAGUGGUGCGGCUUCUGUCCCUCCCUCAAUCAUGUCUUCAUCCAGCUGGCUCGGCUCCUGCCGCCGGACGCGCUCACCGUGGCCAGGAUUGAUGUGUCUCAGAAUGACCUGCCUUGGGAAUUUACGGUCCACCGUCUCCCUACGGUCUUAUUUUUCCCCGGCAACAGAAAGGACCGCAGCGUGAAGUACCCCGAAGACCUUCCCGUCACCCUUCCCAACCUGCUGAGGUUCAUCUUGCAUCACUCAGACCAGGCUUCUGCCCGCCGCGGCCUGCUGCACGGGCGCAAGAGCCGCGAGCUGGACGAGCUGGCCCGGAAGCUGCGGGCGCUGGCCGACGCCUCGGAGGACCUCCUCGCCGAGAACGCGUGGCUCAAGGUCCUGGUGGCCACCAUGGAGCGGAGGCUGGAGGGCAGGGACAGAGCCGACCCGCUGGCCCCCCCGCCGGAGGCCCGCCCCAGCCACCCCAAGCCCUCGGGGCCCCCCCGGCUCCCGGGCGGCCCCCCUGCGCCUUCCAACGUCAGCUCCGCGCUGGCGUCCGAGAGGAGCGAUGAGAACAGGACAGGCUGACUUUUAAAAUGACACGAAGAAAUCAGAGAAAAACUGUACAUUGGGAAUAUAUUUAUGCAAAUUUUAUUGAAAUUUAUUGUAAAUAAAGAUUUUCUCAGUGGUCUAGAAAAUCACGUUGAAUGUCAUUCAGCUUUUAUGGAACAGGGAGGAACCCUUCCGCUUAUUGCACAGACUUGGUAGCUUUGAGAUGGAAACAGUAGCACAGUCCAUUUGAAGACUUACUGAAAAGUUAGUUGGUAUUUCAGUGGCUCAGUGUCCGAGUCCCCUCCCCACCCGCUCCCGUUGCUUCUGCGAGGACAUGCAGGCCGCGAGGCUGAUUUGCUGACUGGCCCCUCAGAAGACCUGAACACAACGGUCGGGCUAUUCAGAAAGAAUUCAACGAGAGGUCAUAACUUCACCAAGCCGUGGGAGUGUGCGGCUCUGGCAUCUACGCUAAAUAAAAAAAGUAGCUGUUGAUAGACAGGCA